Molecule: messenger RNA, 1075 nt
Organism: Ziziphus jujuba (common jujube)
Lineage: Eukaryota; Viridiplantae; Streptophyta; Magnoliopsida; Rosales; Rhamnaceae
Product: sirohydrochlorin ferrochelatase, chloroplastic
Exons: 6
Coding region: 113-694 (193 amino acids)
Molecular function (GO): lyase activity
Source: RefSeq, a predicted model, not a curated record
CAGAUUCCCACCACAACCCAAAGAAGUUAAAAACACUGCCGUUUUGUAGAGUCACCACAAACUCAGAUAUAGCCAUCCGUCCAAAACCAGACCGGUGAAAAUAUGCUCAAACAUGCCGAUUGGGUCGUUAUCCAUCCAUCCUCAGUUUACCGUUAAAGGCUGUUCAUUAAACCAAACAGGAACAAGCCCUUCUAGCCGGUCACUCCUCAACUUCUCAAAAUUUACAGGAGAACCUUCCAGUGGCAGAAGUUUAAGCAGAAGGUUGAGUUUGAGGAACGGGAAUGGAGGCUUUACACUAGAACCACAUGGUGUUGGCGACAGAGACGGCAUUAUCAUUGUUGACCAUGGUUCGCGUAGAAAGGAAUCAAAUCUCAUGCUUAAUGAAUUCGUGGCCAUGUUUAGAGAGAAAACUGGGUAUCAAAUAGUGGAGCCUGCUCAUAUGGAGCUGGCUGAACCAUCAAUUAGAAACUCAUUUGAUGCGUGUGUUCAAAAAGGGGCAAAUCGGGUUAUAGUAAGCCCAUUUUUCCUCUUCCCUGGAAGACACUGGCACCAGGAUAUUCCUUCUCUAACAGCUGAAGCUGCAAAGCAGCAUCCUGAUGUGUCAUAUAUCGUAACUGCACCUCUUGGCCUCCAUGAGCUACUAGUGGUAUUUUGUUGUAGGAUGUUGUCAAUGACAGGAUCAAAUAUUGCUUAAGCCAUGUAGCUGGAGAUGCAGAUGAGUGUUCUGUCUGUGCUGGAACAAGCAAGUGCAGGCUCUACUGAUCAACAAAAAGUGCACAAUAAAAUAGAAUGGUCCAUCUGUUGUAUUUCUUGUUUCUUGGUUCAUAAGGGGAUAUAUUUUCUUCAGGGAGGUCAAGUUGAUGUUAUCAUUUACCAUCAAGAAAUCAACUAUAGGGACCGAUGCUGAUUUAAAAUAGGAAUCUAAGGCAUGAAUGCAAAUGGUCUUACAAUCUGAAGGUUGUGAAAAUUUAAUCAUACUUUUUUCCAGAUGCCUCUGGCUCAUGUAACACAUAAUUUGACUUGAUUGUAUCAGUGGGACUCAUAUAAAUAACAACUUUAAUUAAUUGUUACAGAA